CCGCCCUCCGUCUCCCGUCGUCCUCUUCGUGAGUGGGCGGGGCCAUGCCUGGCGCGGGCUGGCGGCAGCACGUGCGCGCGGAGCUGGAGCGGCGGGAGCGGCGCGCGCGGGGCCUGCGGCUGCUGCUGGAGCGACAUGAAAAGCUGUAUGGCCGCCUGGAUGCUCUGCAGACCCUGCUGGCAGCGGCGGAGGAGGAGGAGGGGCAGUGGCCAGUGCCAGUGGGGUCCUGCCGGCGCCCCCAGGAAGUGGCCUCCGUCCGGGUGCAGCAGGAGAUGGAGCUGAUUGAACUCCGGAGAGAGAGAGAGGAGUUGUGCCAGCGUGUCGCUCUCUUGACGGACAUCCUGAGGGAGGCGGAGGCAGAGAACAAGGAGCAGCGGGCAAAGAUGAGGUGCCUGGCCCAGGAUCUGGCUGCCCUGACCCGCCGGCACGAGGAGGCGCAGUGCCAGGCCUGGGCGCUUUCCCAGGAGGCCGAGGGGCUGCGCCGGGAGCUGGCCGAGACGCAGGGACUCAUGCAGGAGGCGCAGCGGAAGAGGGAGGAGCUGGAGGCGCGCUGGGUGCGCGAGAAGGCGCUGGAGGCUGGCCGGCUGAACCAGGCCAACGAGCAGCACGACCGGUAUCAGCGCAGAGUCCGGCGCCUCCAAGAGAAGCUGCAGGAGGCCAGGGAAGCGGCCGGCAUGAAAGGGGGGCACCCCACUGCCUGCCCCCAACACGGUCUGCCCCUCUCUCUCGACGCAGGAUUCCCAGGCCGGCAGCUGCAGAAUCGUCCCCCAGCGACAGCACCUUCAGCACGUCUUGCGAGGAAACCAGCGCAGAAGGGGGGAGCAGCCCAAAGGUUUCAGAAGAAGCACCAGCAGAGCCCAGCCCCCCUCGGGCCUCAUCCCCUCUGGGUCAGCGCGCAGCUGCAGGUCCAAUUCUCGAGGCAGCCCCCGCCCCGUGAAUGCAGCCUGGCCCUUUCCAAGAACACCUGCACAGCCGGUGGUGGGCUUGCUCAGUGGUCACAGCACGCUUGCAAUGGCACCCUGGUUCUUGACCUGGACCUCGUGUCACGGAGAGUGUGCUGGUUGUGUGAAUUGCUCAGGAAAAGGGGGCUAAGCCACACCCACAACCCUGGAGUCUACAAGUUUUUUGGGGGGCAGGGAUAGCGUGGCCUCAAGCCCCCCCCCAGGGUUGGGCGGCUACCGAAAGCCCCACGUGGCUCUUCUUCUGCGGGUGGGGGGGGUCUUCCUUCUUGCAAAACUUGGGGGUCAGGGAGCGUCUGGCCCCACAGCGAUGCAGCAAGAGGGGGGAGUCCUUGCUGCAGAUCUGAGAAUCUCUGGCAGGGGGUCUGCAAUUUUCACAGGAGCCCCCUUUCCAUUUCCCCAACACCCCCGCCCCGUUUUUAAUGCUCAAACCACUUAAUAAAAACUUCCAGGCAUCUGUUAA
Messenger RNA from Podarcis muralis (Common wall lizard), 1422 nucleotides. RefSeq names its product autophagy-related protein 16-1-like. The record is from RefSeq and is a predicted model, not a curated record. NCBI's taxonomy places the organism in Eukaryota, Metazoa, Chordata, Lepidosauria, Squamata, Lacertidae.